Anas platyrhynchos (mallard) is the source of this 442-nucleotide messenger RNA. It is a transcript of the gene RPS28, whose product is annotated as ribosomal protein S28. Lineage: Eukaryota; Metazoa; Chordata; Aves; Anseriformes; Anatidae. Gene Ontology annotation, molecular function: structural constituent of ribosome. Gene Ontology annotation, cellular component: cytosolic small ribosomal subunit; ribosome. The record is from RefSeq and is a predicted model, not a curated record. Gene Ontology annotation, biological process: ribosomal small subunit assembly; translation; maturation of SSU-rRNA.
UCGCGAGACUUGGAGGCUAUAUAAGGCGGAGCGGGAGCGGCACCGCCCCCUUCCUGUCCCGCGGAGCCGCCAUGGACACGAGCCGCGUGCAGCCCAUCAAGCUGGCCAGGGUGACCAAGGUGCUGGGCCGGACCGGCUCCCAGGGGCAGUGCACGCAGGUGCGCGUGGAGUUCAUGGACGACACGAGCCGCUCCAUCAUCCGCAACGUGAAGGGCCCGGUGCGAGAGGGAGAUGUCCUCACCCUGCUGGAGUCCGAGCGUGAGGCCCGAAGGCUGCGCUGAGCCGGUGGGUGCCCCCCUCCCCUGUAUUGAGCUGGUGCUGAAGACUUGUCCCAUGUACUCAGAGCCACCAGCAUGCAUCAUCUCAGCUGGACGUGGGGCACAGAUGGAGAGGAGCGUGGAGUUUGUGUUGUUCACACAAUAAAGGUUUUUUUUUUCCAGUA